AUGAACGUUGCAGUCAUCGGAGCAGGUCCUUCAGGACUAGUUACUCUGAAAUAUCUUGUUUCUGCUCACACUUUUCUCGGCACUGAGCCCAUUGAAACACUGUUAUUCAAGAGCGAAGACACCAUCGGCGGCACAUUUCCAGCCAGGACCUAUGAAGAUGCCGAGCUUGUCAGUUCUAAGCAGCUUACUUCCUUCUCAGACUUCCGUCUCCGUGACGACGACCCCGACUUCGUCUCUGCCGAGCGCUACCUCAAGUAUCUCCACGAGUACUGCGAAAAAUUCAGGCUUUGGUCCCAAAUCAAACUCUCCACCACUGUGGUAUCGGUGAAGCCCAACAUCAAAGGCAAGGGUCAUACAAGAACGGGGAAGCAAAAGAGUUGGACCUGUGAUGCGAUUGCAGUGUGCUCUGGCCUGCAUGUCACCCCUAACCUGCCCGAAAUCCCAGGGCUGGAGGACCAUGUGCCCUUGGUGAUGCAUUCAUCCCAGUUCAAAUCCCGCUCACAGUUUGUAACUAAUAGGACAGUCAUGGUGCUUGGAAGCGGCGAGACAGGAGCAGAUAUAGCGUACCUGGCCGUUACCUCACCCACCAAGCAGGUUGUGAUGUGCCACCGCAGUGGCUUCCAUUUUGCACUCAAGGUUGGUCCGCCAUGUUUGGAUUUUCCUGACACUCAAGAGCGCGGCAUUCCCGUUGCCUAUGUCCACCCUCUCUUGCGCAACUCCAAUGCCCUCUGGACAUUCUACGACUGGUACGUCAAAGGAAUACUGUGGCUGAACACCGGAACUUCAGGAGGUCUCGACCAGAUUGUCGGAGAACCUUCCCCAGAGAAGAACCAUGUUAGCAAAAUUUUCUUCAACAAGAGCAGCAAAGCAUCUCCCUACAUCUCGUACCCCUAUCGUCUCAACUCCAAAGGAAGUCUUGUCGACCGCAUCCGCUCCGGUAUCAUCCAGUCGCCCGACAUUGUCAUCUGCUGGACAGGCUACAAGCAAAGCUUUCCUUUUCUGGACAGAGAUCACUACCCACGGCAGAAGAGGCCAACGUGA
Podospora pseudocomata is the source of this 1041-nucleotide messenger RNA. RefSeq lists its product as uncharacterized. Lineage: Eukaryota; Fungi; Ascomycota; Sordariomycetes; Sordariales; Podosporaceae. Bases 1 to 1041 code for a protein of 346 amino acids. The transcript is spliced from 5 exons. The record is from RefSeq and is a predicted model, not a curated record. Gene Ontology annotation, molecular function: NADP binding; N,N-dimethylaniline monooxygenase activity; flavin adenine dinucleotide binding.